This is a messenger RNA of Tachyglossus aculeatus (Australian echidna), 4036 nucleotides long. It is a transcript of the gene SMPD4, whose product is annotated as sphingomyelin phosphodiesterase 4. Gene Ontology annotation, molecular function: sphingomyelin phosphodiesterase D activity. Bases 184 to 2667 code for a protein of 827 amino acids. The record is from RefSeq and is a predicted model, not a curated record. Gene Ontology annotation, biological process: glycerophospholipid catabolic process; sphingomyelin catabolic process; ceramide biosynthetic process. Lineage: Eukaryota; Metazoa; Chordata; Mammalia; Monotremata; Tachyglossidae. The transcript has 21 exons.
ACCCCACUCCCUCCCUCUCUCCUGCUGGCCAGGCGCUCAUAACUUAUUUUGGCGACCACGAAGAACCCUCGUGCUGUGAUCUGGAUAGGAACGACCUCCGUGGGUGAGAACGGUAGACUCCCGUGAUGCGUCAGACCCCUUUUCCCGAAACUGGCCCAGUUUCUGAUCGAUCCCGAGGCAGUCAUGGCUUUCCCUCCCCUACAGCAGCCUAGCUUUUUGCUGGCCAGCCUGAAGGCAGAUCACACGAACAAGCCCUUCAACCAGAGAUGCCACGACCUGGUGAAAAUCAUCGACGAUUUUCCAGCCAAGGAGCUGCACGCGAUAUUCCCGUGGCUGGUGGAGACCAUCUUCGGCAGCCUGGACGGCAUCCUCCUCGGCUGGAAUCUCCGCUGUCUGCAAGGACGAGUGAACCCCACCGAGUUCAACAUGGCCGUGGAGUUCCUCGACCCGAGCGGCCCCAUGAUGAAGCUGGUGUACAAAUUGCAAGCUGAGGAAUAUCGAUACGACUUCCCCGUCUCCUGCCUCCCCGGCCCCGUGAGAGUCUCGAUUCAGGAACGCGUCCUGCCAGAGUGUCCUCUGUACCACAACAAAAUCCAGUUCCCGCAGGCAGGUGGCCUGGGCUUGAACUUGGCCCUGAAUCCAUUCGAGUACUAUAUGUUCUGCUUCGCCCUGAGCCUCAUCACCCAGAGGAGCGCUCCCUUGUCCCAUCACGUCCGCACCUCCGACUGCGCCUAUUUCGUCCUGGUGGACCGCUACCUGACCUGGUUCCUGCCCACGGAGGGCAACGUCCCCCCGCCGCCUUCCUCCAACCCCGGGGGUGCCAUCCCUCCGCCGACCCCCAGAUCCCCGGCGAUGCCAUUCAGUUCAUACGGCCUGCACCACACCAGCCUGCUGAAGCGCCACAUCUCUCACCAGCCAUCGGUGAACGCCGAUCCCGCCUCCCAGGAGAUCUGGAGGUCUGAGACCCUGCUCCAGGUCUUCGUGGAAAUGUGGCUGCACCACUACUCUCUGGAGAUGUAUCAGAAAAUGCAGUCUCCUCACGCCAAGCUGGAGGCUCUCCACUACCGACUAAGUCUCUCCAACACCUUCCACAGUCUUCCUGCCCAAUCCAGUUACCAGGCCCUCCACGCAUACCAAGAAUCAUUUAAACCCACGGAGGAGCACGUUCUGGUGGUGAGACUGUUCGUGAAGCACUUGCACGCUUUCUCCAACAGCCUGAAGGCUGAACAGACACCUCCGACUGCCCAUUCCCACACAGCCAGCCCCUUGGAGGAAUUCAAACGAGUGGUGAUUCCCCGGUUUGUCCAGCAGAAACUCUACGUCUUCCUACAGCACUGCUUUGGCCAUUGGCCCCUGGACGCCUCCUUCAGAGCCGUCCUGGAGAUGUGGUUGAGUUACCUACAGCCAUGGAGAUACGCACCCGAGAAGCAGUUUCAGAUGGCCGAAACCCAGCCCCGCAGCGUCUCGGAAAGAUGGGCUCCCUUCGUGCAGGAGAACCUGCUGAUGUACACCAAAUUGUUCAUCGGCUUCCUCACCCGGGCCCUGCGGACGGACCUGGUCAGCCCCAAAAACGCUCUCAUGGUAUUCCGCGUGGCCAAGGUGUUCUCCCAGCCAAACCUGGCCGAGAUGAUCCAGAAGGGGGAGCAGCUAUUUCUGGAGCCCGAACUGGUCAUCCCUCACCGCCAACACCGAAUCUACCUGACCCCCAGUUUUGGCGGCAGUUACCUGUCGUCGUGGCCGCCGGCAAUCACCGACGCCUCGUUCAAGGUCAAGAGCCAGGUUUCCAGCCUAGAGGGCCAGGAUUGCCAGUACAAGCAGAUGUUCGGCCUGGAAGUCAGGGACCUGGUGUUUCGGCUCGCCCACAUGAUCGCCCAAGCCAAGCAGACGGCCAGGUCCAUAUCUGACCAGUCGGCCGAGAACGCGGCUGGCCAGUCCUUCUUCUCGUGGCUGCGCUUCGGUUCGGUGGAGGUGAACGGCUCCUUCACGACCAACGACCUCGACGAGAUGGGGCAGGACAGCAUCAAGAAGAUCGACGAGUACCUGGAGAAGGCGCUGGAGUAUCUGUGUCAGAUAUUUCGGUUGAACGAAACCCAGCUGACCCAGCUGAUGAUGAGCGCGGGGACACCCCAGAAUGAAAACGGAAAGAAACAACUCCCUGACUGCGUGAUGAGCGACAAUGGGUUACUUCUCACUCCGCUGGGCAGGUACCAGAUCAUCAACGGCCUCCGCAGGUUUGAGAUCGAGUACCAAGGAGACAGCGAGCUGCAGCCCAUCAGGAGUUAUGAGAACGCCACACUGGUGCGGGUCCUCUUCCGGCUGUCAUCGGCAAUCAAUCGCAGGUUUGCCGGCCUGAUGGAAAACCUCUGCUCCCGGGAAGAUUUCCUAGGCAGCCUGUGCCGCUAUCACCUAACCGACCCGUUCGGGGAGGAGCGAACCAGGAUCAGCCCAGCGGGCCGGCAUCGGACGAGGGUGGCGCCGGGCCCGAGGGUCAGCUUGAGGUUCCUGGCUAGCUACCGGACUCUGCUGUCCCUGUUCCUCCUCGCCUUUGGUAUGUCCCUGUUCUCCAUCGGCCCCGUGGCCUGCACCUUUCUCCUGGCCUUGGGGUACCUCCUUUAUGCCAUCAUAAUGGCUUUCUUCACGGAGAGAUGGAGAACUCAUCAAGACUGAGGCGGUCCCACCUUCCGGCCAGGCACUGCAGAGACACAGAGCGCCCCAAAUUCCUCCGUCAUGCCCCGUUUGGAAAGAGGACUGCGACUAGGCCAGUACUAAACGUCUAAAGUUCUUUGUUGUUGUUUUACUUUUUUUCACGAAGAAAUGAGAUAUUUUAUAAGUAAGGGCUUGGGGGGCAGCCGCGGGGGUUACCAUGAAAACCGACCAGGUACCAUCGGUGUUAAGUGAUUUAUUAUUUUUUUUUCCAACCUGAGGUUCCUAGGAAUCGAGUGGAGCCUGUGAGAGGAGAAAUCCAGACCCACUAAGGCCUUUAAUACAAAGGGGUUGUCCAAACUAGCAAGCCCGGACAGGAGAAGUCAGAACAGGCUCGAGGGAGCUAAGCUUGAAUGAGCCCUUAAUGGGGGAAGAGAGAUUGGGCAGUUUAUAUUUCUGUUGCUUUGAAGGGGUGAUUGUUUUAUUUCAGCCAUGGAGGCACAGGGUAAUGGAGUCCCAGAGCGGGUGGCCGCAUUUUGGACUGAAAGAGUGACCGGCCCACAGCGGGCUGCUGGCCUUACUCCUCAAUCCACCCUCGGGAGAAGCAUCCCUGUCUCCCCCUCUUCUCCCUCAAUCCCGGUUCCCUCAGCUCGAACCUAUCCCCAGCCGGGGAGCCCGGGACCGUGGUGGAGAAGUGGAUCGCCGGGCCAGGCCACCAUCGGCUGAACGAAUGGGCGCCUGGCCGGGCAUUGUGCCCUGCCCUAUUCCUUCCUCUAAGAACGAGUGAUCAUUUGGUCCCACGGGCACCAGGCACCAAAAUGAGUCACUUGGAAAGUUAACUGCCAAAUGUGGAGAAUUCCGUAACUCUCCUGCCGGAUUUUUGUCCUGCCGUCUUUCCCUUUCCCUCCAAAUGGCUUCACCUUAGCAGUCACUACCCCCAAAAGUCAUUUUUCCCGUGCAAACCUACUAAUUGAUUUCUGCGCCUUUUUGUGGGGAGGGGGAGGAGGGAGGGAAUGGAUUCCGCCUCCCCAAAUCCAUGAUUACACAAAAGGGAUGAAUGUUGCUAGGCUCUGCUUUGUUUACUAAAAUUCAGGAGAAUCCUGACAACUAGCUUCUGAUCCAGCCACCGGACUUCAACAGAAUCUCAAGGUUAAGAUACCUGUUUUGUAUUUUUUUUAAUGGAUGAUAACACAUACUUGAAUUCCUUUUUAUAUAUCAGUCAAACAGAUCUGGCCGUGAAUCAGAUGUGACCCAGACUCCUUUUUGGGUACAGGUUUGUCCAGAAAUUGGUAUACAUUAAAAUGUUUGAUUUGUAAAAGUACAGUUCUGGGUCAUGACUUGAUGAUGAUGGUAUUUGCCAAGUGCUUAUUAAGUGCCAAGCACUGUUCUAAGC